CUGAUUGGAUGUCAGGGUUAGGGUUAGGAUCCCCCAUCCCCACCACCUCCUCUGCCCCCACUCUCAUAGUGACCUCUGACCCCCGCCACGUUACCAUGGAGACGUACUGGAGGGAGGUGAAAAGUAUCGAGGAGGAAAAAGAAGGAGAAGAAGAAGAAGGAGAAGAAGAAGAGAGGAAGAGCAUGGACGAGGUGGAGCUGGAGGAGGCGUGGCUUAUGGAGGCGGGACUCUCCUCGUUGUUUAAGGCCUCGUCCUAUGAGGAGGCGUCUCCGCCGGCGGAGGCGCUGCUCUCCACGUUGACACGGCAACAGGUGGCGACAGUGAGGAAGAGGCUGGACAACUACAACGAGACACUGAAGCUGAGGAACAGGCAUCCAAUCAGAGAUGUGCGGGACGUCUUCACCGAGCCUGACGAUGAGUCAGCAGAAAGAAGCUCCCCCCCCCCCUCUCCCCAUAUCGAGUCACAGCCGAGUCGAUACCACACCUCCACCAAGACCAUCCACCGACACCCUCACACAGUCCGACCGACUCUCCCUGCCUUCUUUUUUGAAGAUCAUCUACCAGAACACCCGUCAUCACCCCCCCACACACACUCUCCGACACCCACACACUGUCCGACACAAACUCACUCUCCAUCACACAGCCCCUCCCAGCCUGAUAGAUGGAUGUGGCGAGCUGAUUGGCUGCUGCGGGACUCUCCGUACUCAGAGGGCGUAGCUGAACACAAAAGAAGUGGGGCUUGUUGGGACUGCCUCCGUUUCCAUGGAGACGACAGUGAUGACCUGCAGUUCGUACCCAUCUCCCCCUCUCAGGGUCUCACCUGUGUAGACGACCUCUCAUCAUGUGACCUGACGAGGCUGGGCUUCAUCUCUCACAUCGAGCUCCACACCUUCCUGCUCGCUCUGGGCAUUCAAACCAAACGCAGCCGACCGCCGAGACACAGGAGCAGAGAGGGCGGUGUGUUUGCUGUUUCUCUGGACUCUCUGCUGGAGAACGACAGGAAGACGUCUCCUGGAGUCAAAGUUCCUGUAGUCUUUCAGAAGUUGUUGUGUAUUUUAGAGCAGACCGGUCUGCAGACUGAAGGGAUUCUCAGAGUGCCAGGGUCAGCUGCUAGACUGAAGUACCUGCGCAGAGAGUUAGACAGGUGCAGCAGUGGAGGGUUCGACUGGUCGUCAGUGAGACAGGUGGACGCUGCAGGUCUGCUCAAGCUCUUUAUCAGAGAGCUGCCAACACCUCUGCUGACACACACACAACUGUCCACCUACCGCGCUGUGCUGGGUGUGUCCUCGGUGUUGCAUCAGGUUCAGGCUCUGCAGCUGCUGAUGCUGCUGCUCCCCGAAGCUAACAGAGAGACUCUGAGAGUGCUGCUGGUCUUCCUGCGUCAGGUGGUCUCCCAUCAAGCCCAGAACAGGAUGUCUCUCUGGAAUGUUUCCAUGGUGAUGGCGCCAAACCUAUUCACCUGCCAUUGCCGCGGCAACAAGCGAUUCAUGUCCAAACAGCUGGAGGAGAUGGAAGAGGCAGUGGGGGGGGCUCACCUGGUCAGUCUCAUGAUCUCCCACCUGGAUGUCCUAUGGACUGUCCCCACCUUCCUGUUGUCUCAGGUGAGGCAGAUGAACCAGGCGUCCAAUCAGAAGCAGCUCGGCCUGACGAAGGCCAAGAGACGACUUCUGAGGUGGAAGAACCACACGAACCACCAGAACCAGAUCACAGAGUUGUGUGAAGGUGUGAUCAGGGUUCACGCCCCCCUCCACGCUAAGGUCUCCAUGGCGAUACAGCUUGACGGACAGACGAAAGCCAGAGACGUGAUUGCCCGCUUUGAGUGUGUAAACAGCUGUUCUGCUCAGCAUCUGUAUGAAGUCGGAGGGAACAUCUGUGAGCGGCGUCUCCCUCCAGACUGCCUGCUGUUGGAUGUUUACAGAGUGAACCCUCACUGUGAUUGGCUGAUCAAACCCUGACUCACCUCCAUACUGAGACACCUGUGUGUUGUCGUAGUGACCGUCACAUCCCAUCAUGAACAUUUGAGUUUUCUGUGCAUCCUGUUGAAAUGACUCUGAAGUCUAAUAAUAAAAACCUGA
This is a messenger RNA of Eleginops maclovinus (Patagonian blennie), 2075 nucleotides long. RefSeq names its product Rho GTPase activating protein 28 (gene arhgap28). The transcript has 14 exons. NCBI's taxonomy places the organism in Eukaryota, Metazoa, Chordata, Actinopteri, Perciformes, Eleginopidae. The coding region runs from base 9 to 1955 and encodes 648 amino acids. The record is from RefSeq and is a predicted model, not a curated record. Gene Ontology annotation, biological process: signal transduction; regulation of small GTPase mediated signal transduction; regulation of actin filament polymerization. Gene Ontology annotation, cellular component: cytoplasm. Gene Ontology annotation, molecular function: GTPase activator activity.